Molecule: messenger RNA, 1986 nt
Organism: Callorhinchus milii (elephant shark)
Lineage: Eukaryota; Metazoa; Chordata; Chondrichthyes; Chimaeriformes; Callorhinchidae
Gene: ebag9
Product: estrogen receptor binding site associated antigen 9
Exons: 6
Coding region: 58-693 (211 amino acids)
Cellular component (GO): secretory granule
Source: RefSeq, a predicted model, not a curated record
UCUCACUCACUCACUCCCCCCCCUGCCCUCUCCUCUCCUCACCUCGCGCCCGUCACCAUGGCGAUCAGCCAGUUCCGAGUGUUCAAGCUGUGCUCCUGCCUGGCCUGGCUGCUCUCCUUCAUCAAGAGACUCGUCUGCAGGUCUGGAAGAGGUAGGAAGUUGAGUGGAGAUCAAAUAACCUUGCCAACAACUGUCGAUUAUACGUCCGUUCCUAAACAGGUUGAGGUAGAAGAAUGGAGUUCCUGGGAUGAGGAUGGUCCAACCAGUAUUAAGAUUGAAGGAGGCAGUGGUAAUCUGCAGAAUGGUACUGGAGAAUCUGACGAGCCUGACUACUUUAAAGACAUGGCACCAACCAUAAGAAAACCUCACAAGAUUAUUAUUAAGAAGAAAGAACCAAUAAAUUUUGGGAUACAAGAUGGCAGUUUGGGAUACUCCAGCAGGCUAGCAGCUACGCAGGACAUUGCCUUCAAUCAGCCAACGGUAGAACUGGGGGAUCUGGAUACUUGGCAGGAAAAUACUAAUGCAUGGGAAGAAGAAGGAGAUGCUACCUGGGAGGCGGAGGAAGUACUUAGACAGCAGAAGCUUGCAGAGCGGGAGAAGCGAUCUGCUGAACAGCAAAGGAAGAAGGUGGAGAAGGAUGCACAAAGGUUAUUGAGAAAGGAACAGAGUAAAAUUGCUGUGAAACUUUCAUAACCUUCAGUGUUUGGACUUGCAGCUGUAAGCAGGUGAACAAGAUCCGGUUCUGCAAUGUCGCCUGUUAUCAGCUUGCUUUUGGUGAACAAUGUUUUCCUAAGUAGUUACUACUGAUGUGCAUUGCACCACUGAGCAUGUAUUUUAACUCGAGUCUCCAUUUGAUGCUUGGGAAUCUUCGUGGAUUACUGGAAAUCACUGGGAUAAAAUACAAGAUUUUUACAGUGUAUAUAUACAUUUUUUUUUGUUCUCAGCCUCCACAUCAGUGCAUUGUCAAGUGCGAUUCCUUACUGCACAAAUUCCUGAACAUCAAACCAGAUUAUUCUAUGGAAUGAUUCAGAUUCCCCAGCUAUGUAUAAGAAUAUGCGUAGCUGGAUGGACAUAAUUUAUCUGCUGCGUGUAAAAAUAUCUUUCAUUUGGAAUUCUCAGCAUAAAAGUGUGUGUUUCACGGUAAAGGGGGAGUGUUGGUUGACUGGCUUGUGGCUUUACUAAUUAGCCACCAGUUCUGUUUUGUUACUAGACACUGAAAUAUUACUAAUGAAAUCAAUGAAUUUCUUAAAAUAGGUUUGUGCUGUAUAUUCUUACAAUGUUUAUGAGCAAAACAAAUAAAUGCCAGAGAAUUACUACAUUGGGCUUGUACAUAUUCAGUCUGUCAAUUUGUCAGAUUAUAAUAAUUUAAGCAUUAACGUGUCAUUUUAUUGUUUCUGUUGGAUUUACCAAGAGUAGUUACCGAUUCAGUUCAAUAGAAUUGUAAUAUCCAAGAGUGGCAUUGCAGCGCAGAAUACAAAUUGCACAGGAAUCCUAAAGCAUACUGUAAUGAUACGAAGUUUAGUAUAUGUACCAGUCAUACAAUGUACACAAAAAUACGUUGGAUACUGCAUUAUAAAAUUUGAAAGCAUAUGUAAUAUAGCCCAUUGAGUAUCAUAUUGUGCCCUUUGGACACCAACAGAAUCAACUUGGAUUUGUGUCUUGCUCUUAAUCAAACAGCUUUAUUUUCAUACUGCAUGCUUGUUUCAAGCACCUUAACAUGGCUUGAGGUGUACUUGGAGUGAAAUUGUGUAUUUCAGUGAAAAUUGUCUUAUUCUGGUCAGUUUGUCAAAUGAAUUCUUUAAACCAGGGUUAAGUGUAAAGUAACUUUCUGCCAUUCUCUGGAAUAAGGUACAUCACUGUUCAGGUUUAGAAAAGGGAACAAUACAACUUAUUUUUCUUUGCUAUGUACUUGCACUAUUGUCAUAAUUCAUAUCCACCUGUUUGAAUUGUGCUGAUUUAAAUUAAAGGUGCUUACUGUACAGGUAA